UUUCAGUCGAUUUUAAAGAACAAGGAACUCAGUUAUAAAAUGUUACCAUCUUGCUAUACCAAUGGAUCGGUGCUGCCGGAUAAUGAGGAGCUUGUUCAUUCCCUACUCUCCAAUCCUGAAUAUCUCAGGGCCCAAGUAUCCCCGAAUCCAUUGGGUCCAAGUGCCGUCGGAGGUGUGGGAAUGGAGGGUCUGAUGUGCGGAUCGUUCUCUCCCGCUUUCUACUACCAGGGAAUCGAUAAUUUCCUGGCCCUGCAUAACAAUAUCUGGGGCUUGCCCAUAUCCUUCCUUCAUAACUCCCAUCGACCGGAAAAGCCCCCGUUUUCCUACAUUGCGCUUAUUGCCAUGGCCAUAAGCAGUGCUCCUAACCAGCGAUUAACACUCAGUGGAAUCUACAAGUUUAUCAUGGACAAAUUUCCUUACUACAGGGAGAACAAGCAGGGCUGGCAGAACUCAAUCCGACACAAUUUGUCCCUAAAUGACUGCUUCGUGAAGGUUCCGAGGGAUAAAAACACGAUCGAGGACAAUGAUAGCGCUGGUAAGGGAAGCUAUUGGAUGUUGGACUCCUCGGCAUCGGAUAUGUUCGAGCAGGGAAACUACCGACGAAGGAGGACGCGUAGGCAAAGGCAUUGCGCCAACUCAAAUAGAUACGAAAGGGAAUCGGGAAAGGAUUCCAACGACGGUAACCAUAGUACAGCAGAGAUUCAUUCACCCAGCGAACCGCUGAAUGAUUUCGAUAUCUUCUGCAACGAAAGACCCAAUUAUUCGGAUAGGAUUACGGAUCUUCACAGGCAGUACUUGUCCGUAUCUCUGGGUUUCAACAGUCUGUUCAACAAUGAGGCCAGGGGAAUUCGAGCUUUACCCAGUUCUUCCCUCACCGAAAUCAGAGAAUCCUCAGAUGAUGUGGACGCCUCCUGCAGUUCCAGUAAAACAGUUCAUUGUCCCAUGGAAUUUCACGAGGAAUUACAUUCCCCAAGCGCCUUCAGUCCCCCACUCAAUCGUCGGGAAACCACUUCCUCUGGUGAUUCUUUUCGAGAACUCAAGGAUGUGAUGGGUGCAUCUUUCAGUAGUCCUGCAGCCAACACAUCCACAGUGGCAAACAAUCGAUCAAAGACUACAUUAUUUACCAUCGACAAUAUUAUUGGCAAGCCAUAA
This is a messenger RNA of Drosophila suzukii, 1152 nucleotides long. RefSeq names its product Forkhead box L1 (gene FoxL1). Gene Ontology annotation, molecular function: RNA polymerase II cis-regulatory region sequence-specific DNA binding; DNA-binding transcription factor activity, RNA polymerase II-specific. Gene Ontology annotation, biological process: cell differentiation; regulation of transcription by RNA polymerase II; anatomical structure morphogenesis. The record is from RefSeq and is a predicted model, not a curated record. NCBI's taxonomy places the organism in Eukaryota, Metazoa, Arthropoda, Insecta, Diptera, Drosophilidae.